AAUAGACAGUUUUUAGGCUUCACCGCUUUUCAGGGAUGCAGCCAAUCAGAGCCCGUCAGAGAACGCCUGCCUGUGAGGAGGAGGAGGAGGGAAAAAGCGCAGGAGAGACUGCCCUUCUCUGCUACUGCAGAGCUGCGGGGAAGCUGGAGCCUGUGUAUCCCGUGAGCUGAAACAGAAGAAACUUUGUUAAGCUUCAUUUGUACAAAGGAAUACCCUGAGAGACAGACAUGCAUCCACGGAUUUUACGCGUAUUGAAACCGCUCCGUCGUGCGUAAAAACGCAAGAAAUGGACACGUUUGGAAAUGCGGAACCAGCACUUUUGAUUGGAAGUUGGGCUUUUUUUAAAAUUAGGUUGCAUUGACUUUUUAUGCCAUUAGUAGAGGCUAAGAGUGGGGUCUCUGUUCCAAGUGUUUGUUCAAAGUCAAGGAGUCUACAGCUAUGGAACGAGUCGCCGUCUGCGCGCUUCUGCUGCUGGAAGCCACUCUUGUGAAUGCCUGCACCACUCUCAAGUUCACUGAAGCAGGACAGUGCUGCACUUCCUGUCCUGCUGGCUAUGAAGUCCAGGUAGAGUGUGGCAAGGAGGAUACCAAAUGUUCCCCAUGUCCAAAGGGAACAUUUUCGGACUCUGAAGGCUUGGGUCGCUGUCUUCCGUGCAGCAAGUGCCCACUCGGAGUCCCUACUCUGAUGUCCUGCUCAGCCAGUUUCAACACAGUGUGCGAUUGUGACGAUGGCUUCUAUUAUAUGGGCAGGCAGAACUUGUGCGCCCCUUGCUCCAAGUGCAGAAAUGGUACGGGGGUCGUUCAGGAGUGUGGCAUCCGGGGAGACACUGUUUGCCAGACAUGCGGCCCAGGGACCUUCUCAGAAGAGGACUGGACCGAGAAGCCUUGCAAGACCUGCACUCGUUGCUCCAACAGCCAGGUGGAGAUCCGGUCCUGUGAUCCCUCCAAAGACACGAUCUGCAUGGACAGGAGGUUACAAAUACUGCCUCGUCCCACUGGCAGUGAGGACGGGCCAGGCCGACACGAUGAAAAGGAGGAAGAGACUAGCUCCACUUUGGGAACGUUGACCCCAGAGGAAGAGGGCGGCAGCAACAAUAUUCUGGCCUACGUGUCUGUCCUGGCUGCUGUGGUGCUCGGCCUUCUUCUUUACGUUGCCUAUAAAUGCUGGAGGUCUUGCAAACAGAAGCAGGCUCUCUCUAAGGCUCGUGCAGCUGAGUUGGGGACGUCUCCAGAAGGAGAAAAGCUCCAAAGCGACAGCGGCGUGUUUCUGGACUCCUGCAGCCUGCAGGACAACCAACCCAGUAAAGGUACCAAAACAAACGGCAAACUGGACAACCGGCUGUACAUCAACCUGCCCCCCCACAGGAAGGAAGAGGUGGAGCGCCUUUUACAAGAGGGAGGAGGCCGGGGUUGGAGGCACCUGGGCUUGGCUCUGGGCUAUGAGUCGGAGCAGCUGGACCCCUUCGGGCACGGGGAGGCCCCGGCGCACACGCUGCUGUCUGACUGGGCCCAGAAAGAAGGCUCGUCUCUGGGACUGCUGAGCUCGGCGCUGGCCCGCAUCGAGAGGCCCGACGUGGUGGCAGCUCUUACCUGCCCCUCACAGGGCGUGUCUGUGGUCUGACGGGGGGUCUGCUCCUCCGGCAAACUUGAUGAAAACUUUGAUAUGAAAAGGGAAGCACUCCGUUUACAACUUUUUAUAAAAGCUGCCACUUAUUAUGAUUUUUUAAAAUAACUUUUUGUCACAAAAAUGUAAAAAAAAAAAAGACUUUUUUUUUCUUUUUUUAUCUUCUUCUUAUGAGAUAAUUUGCCUUUUGAAUGAACUCACGAAUCAAAUAGCUGCAGGAACUUUAUAGACUGACCACUGACAGUAAUCCAUCUGAAACAUGGCGGACUGACCCAAAUACCAUCAGUUAUAUGUUUUUCUUUCCGAGUAUAUACACCAAUACCACAAAGUUUUAGUCAUUACCUGAGCAAAAAUAAUUAUUCCAAAUAAUGUUGAUGAUAUAACAAGCAUCCAGUUUGUUGAACUCAAGCACAACAGUACAGUUCGUACAGUCCACUGAAGUUUGAAAAAAGGAUGGACUCAAGAAAUCCAUUUAAAUGCUAAACUUUUUUUAAGUAUUUCCUCAGUCUCAUUUACAUAUUUUAGAUUCACUGUGUAGACUGGACUUUACUUUUUGUGUUUGUAAAUCCUGUAGCCACAGGGCAGCUGUGUAUUUUUGAUUAACCCCGAGGGUCAAUCGAAUUCCAGUCAAAUAUCACAACUCUUUAAUAAAAGACCAAAAAAAAAAAAAAACGCAUCUCUGAUCCUAUUCAUGUGAAUAACAUUGUGUUGGUUUCAUCUGCAUAAGUCAGUAACAUUGUAGAGAAUUUCUCAUGUUCCAGGUUAUGACCUCCAUUGUGACCUUUAUGUGUUUCAUUCUCUGAAUUCUCUCAUAACUGGAGAUUUUUUUUUCAUUUUUAUUAGCAUUGCUCAAAAAAUGGGGGCUUAAAAAUGAAUGCUUUUCUGCAUGUGUUACUUAUUGAAAAACUCAAAUGUUGCUUCAGAUUCUCAUUAAAACUGUCAUAUUUGA
Oryzias melastigma (Indian medaka) is the source of this 2572-nucleotide messenger RNA. It is a transcript of the gene nradd, whose product is annotated as neurotrophin receptor associated death domain. The record is from RefSeq and is a predicted model, not a curated record. The transcript has 6 exons. Lineage: Eukaryota; Metazoa; Chordata; Actinopteri; Beloniformes; Adrianichthyidae. Gene Ontology annotation, molecular function: nerve growth factor binding; coreceptor activity; death receptor activity. Gene Ontology annotation, biological process: Rho protein signal transduction. Gene Ontology annotation, cellular component: plasma membrane; cell surface. The coding region runs from base 439 to 1620 and encodes 393 amino acids.